GUUUUUAUUUUUCUUAUCUCAUUUGUUUUUCUCUUUUUCUUGUCUUUACAUUAUUAAUAUUUGGGCCUUGAAAAGCCCAUGAAAAGAGAGGUCAUGUUUUUAUUUUAUUAUCAUUUAAUUGCUUUCUAUUCUAUGAUUCUCUUUGAGCUAAUAGCUAUACUCUGCAAUGAAACUGCAACGUUGGAGCUGUAAAACGGCAAUUACGUCCAUGAAAUGCAGCUAUCAUAGUGGUUCUCAGGGUCUUUCUGAAGUCAAACUGAGCAGUGAAAAAUUAAUGUCAAACUUACUUAACAGAAAAUGGAUGUUGCAGCUUCCUAAUACUGAAAUCCACCAAAUAAGGCUUUCUCUGGCUCAAGGACUACAUAGAGAAGGACUAUUUGGUGACAUGUCUUUUCUAAACGAUUCUCACCCAUUUUUUGGUGAUCACAUGAUGAAGAAAGACAGUCGACAUCCAUCCUUCUAUAUUGUGAGGGACGAUCUGUUGCAUCCCUUAGUAAAUGGUAAUAAGGCGAGAAAACUAGAUGGAUUGAUUCCACUCCUUGUGAAUCAUUCAGUGACUGAUGUGGUUACAUGUGGAGGUUGUCAAAGUGCACAUGCAGCAGCUGUUGCUGUUUCAUGUGCCGAGAUAGGGCUAAAGUCACAUUUGCUUCUAAGAGGGGAGCAGCCUGAAGUUUUGACUGGCUAUAACCUGAUUUCAUCAGUAUAUGGAAAAGUAACUUAUGUCCCAAGGCAUCUUUAUGCCCAUAGGGAGAGUAUGCUGAAAAUCCAUGCUGAUUUGGUGGCAGGAAAUAAUGGUCAGGUUUUAUGGUGUAAUGAUAUCCUUGAGACUAUUUUCACAAGCCAGACAUAUAGUUCUUUGGACAUGAGGACAAUGGAUGCUUGUAAAAAUGUAGAGAACCAUUCAAAGAGGGUUUUAAUUGUCAAUGAAGGAGCAGGGGAUGUCGUGGCAUUAUUAGGUGCCAUUCGCCUGGUGGAGUACUUGUGCCAAAGUCAUUUGUUUGGAAAAAAAAGACGUGUAAAAUUGAUUGUAGAUGCUGGUACUGGUACAACAGCUAUUGGUUUGGGACUUGGAGCCUUGUGUUUGGGGGUUCCAUGGGAGGUAACUGCUGUCGUCCUGGUUGAUACGAUUGAUGCAUUUAAACAAAGGGAGAAAUGCUUGGUUUCUAAUUUCAGAACACGAUUUGGUUUUAAUCUUAUUGACCAUUGCUUAAAUGAAGUAAAUACUGGAGUUGUUCAUUGGGUAGAACGCAACCGUAAGAGGAAAUUUGGCAAUGUUUUGGAAGGAGAGAUGGAGGCAUGCCAGCAGAUUGCACAACAGACUGGCAUUCUAGUGGAUCCAGUGUAUACCUUAGCCGCUUGGGAAAUGGCAGCUCAUAUGAGUAAGGAGGAAAGGGAAGGAGAUGCAGACAUAGUAAUGCUUCACACAGGUGGAACUCUUGGCAUGUUUGGAUUAGCACAAAGGUAUAAAACUUACUUUCACAGUCUCAAAGAUUGAGUACCCUCCUUUGUAAAAAACCUGAAAAUGCUUCAUCUUUGUUUUUUGUUUCCUGUAAAUCAGAAAAUUCUGGUUGUAUUGUAGAAUUUAUUUUCUCAUUCUUGUAAUCCAGAGAUUUAUUAUUAGCUCUGAACAUUCUCUUGCAAGUUGUUGUCAACGAAUUCUGAGAACCUUGUUUUUGUCCGAGUCACUUUCGUUUGUUUAUAUGAAAACACGCAUAGAAUUCACUUGAAAA
Ricinus communis (castor bean) is the source of this 1730-nucleotide messenger RNA. RefSeq names its product D-cysteine desulfhydrase 2, mitochondrial. The transcript is spliced from 7 exons. Gene Ontology annotation, molecular function: D-cysteine desulfhydrase activity. The coding region runs from base 167 to 1495 and encodes 442 amino acids. The record is from RefSeq and is a predicted model, not a curated record. NCBI's taxonomy places the organism in Eukaryota, Viridiplantae, Streptophyta, Magnoliopsida, Malpighiales, Euphorbiaceae.